Molecule: messenger RNA, 978 nt
Organism: Cygnus olor (mute swan)
Lineage: Eukaryota; Metazoa; Chordata; Aves; Anseriformes; Anatidae
Gene: PIERCE2
Product: chromosome 11 C15orf65 homolog
Exons: 2
Coding region: 303-659 (118 amino acids)
Biological process (GO): axoneme assembly
Cellular component (GO): axonemal microtubule
Source: RefSeq, a predicted model, not a curated record
CUGAGCGCGGCCCGCCCGGGCCGGCCGCACCGCCAGUGACGCCGCCACAAAACAACACCGACCCGCCCGGGCCGGCGCCUGCGCGCGGCGGCGGCGCCCCGGGGCACGCCGGCGAGCGUAGUCCGCGCUCCGCCGAGGCCCGGCCGCCCGGCAGCCCCGCGAACUACGGCACCCGAAGUGCACCGCGGCCGGCCGCCGGCCCCGCCCCCAGCCGGCGCCCCCCGGGCUGCCGCUGCUAUGGCAACGCGGCGUCGCCGCCGAGGUCGGGGCCGAGGCCGCGGAGCCCCCGGCGGCCGGGAAAGAUGACAACGUCUGCUGAGAAGCUGCCCUCGAGUCCCAACACUGGGAAAAAGCAAUCUUCUCAUCUGCCUGUCUGCGCAAAUCCCGGCAAUCCUGUGUUUUCCUGUAUGCUGGACCCCAGAACGCUGAUGACCAGUAGUUCUUUGAGAAAGCCUCAGGUUUUACUGUUUAAAACAACUUCGAGUGAAUAUGGUGCUAUACCACCUACUUCACAGAUGUUACCCUGUACUUACCAUCCAGUAGAUCAAACGUUUACAAAACACUUACUCACUUGUGGGUCAUCUCAAGAUGGUUAUUUGAAUACUGACAUUGACAGAAGUAGGGUAUAUGACUACCCCAAUUUGCAGCAUACUCUGUAAAAAUGGCUCUUAAUUUUCUCAGACUUAGCCUAGACACUGAGCUUUAAGAAAAGAAAUCUGACUUUGUUAGUGACAGUUAUUCCCAGAAUGAUUGAAAUGUUUGAUUUAUCUUGGUUUUGCUGGGUUGAACAAGAUGCAUCAAAAAGGAUGUAGCACAUUUGAUGAUAUACUUCUCUGAAUCAGACCUAAACCUGUAAAAAUAAAGCUUUUGAAACAGGUAUCAUAAAUGUGUAACUCAAGCGUGUAGAAAGAGUUAAGUGCAAGAGUCAUUUCACCUGAAGGUUUAUGUUUUAAUUAAAGUAUUUUCUGCUUUUAAAAC